UAAACAUAAUAAGAAUAGUUCUCAAUUACAACCAAAUAUUUUAAAUACCGUCUAACUGAAAGGGAUUGUGAAGACAUCUACAGGACGAAGUAGACUACGCAUACAUACAAUAUGAAGUCUUCCCAAGUCAAUGUCGAUGAAAUCAUGGACUGCUUAGGAGUUUCUCGAUUUUUCCAUAUUACCCAGUACUUAUUACUCAGCAGUUCACUGAUGGUCCCGGUCUUUAACAGCUAUCUUUUCAUAUUUACUGCGCUUUCUCCAGAGCAUCGAUGUCAGAAUCUGACAGAUUUCCAGCUCGAUCAAUACAACAUAUCGAUCAGUAACGUUCGUCUAAUAUAUAGGAACUGUUCUAUUGAAAUCAUAAGUUCUGAUGGAAGAAUUCCAGCCAAAAACGAAAGUCUGGCCUGUCUAAAUGGUUAUCACUAUAUGAAGCCAGUUCAUAUGUCACUAACCUCGCAGUGGGAUCUAGUAUGUAACAGAAAAGGUCUAGCAGAGACUAGUCAGACGAUAUAUAUUUUUGGUCAACUCUUUGGCGGAUUGGCAUCACCAUAUUUCAUUGACAGAUUUGGAAGAAAACCUCCCCGGAUUUUGAGUAAUUUUUUACUAGUCAUCAUCAAUUUAAUUUGUGCAUUUUCACCGUCCUAUGCCGUGUUUGCAUCGAUGCGGUUCUUUGCAGGGAUUUUCCGAGAGGCUUACUUGAUCACCACUUUCGCUGCUAUUCCGGAACUUUAUUCGAAAAAGAAGCGAGUUUUAAUGAGUGGAUUAUCGACUGUGUUAUGGAGCGUAUGGAGUACUCUUGGUGGGGCGGCAGCGUACUUGCUCAAAGAUUACUGUUGGAAUGUCAUUUAUUUGUUCAAUGCUACUAUCUCAGGAUGUUUUAUCAUAGAGGUUUUUUUCCUGGCGGAAUCUAUCCGAUGGCUUUUCGCUAAUUCGAAAGUAAAGCAAGCUAAAAAGGUAAUCAAAAUGGCUGCUAAACAGAAUAACGUUGACUUUGAACACAUCUGGAGCAUAGCAUUAAAAAAUAACCCAGUGCAAGAAGCAGCCAAUCAGAGGGAUGGAAAUAAUCCUGACAACCGACAUCGUGACCUCCAAGUUCAGGCAGACGAUGCAGCAGUUAACCACACAGAAGACCACGUUAAGAAAGACAUCGCAACGACAGACACCUCGGAGCAACCGAGUGAAAAAGAAAUGUCAAAAUUUAUCCAGGUGAAGGCUAUUUUUAAAACACCUUACCUAAGGAAAAUUACUAUUGCCAUUUCCAUCUGCUGGAUGAUAGACAUAACAUCAUUCACCAGUCUCUACUUUAUGGUGGAGGCUUUAGGAGGAAGUGUAUAUUUCAACUUUACGAUGCUGGCUGUGGCUGAACUUGUUUCUUCAAUAUUUUACUCGCUGGGAGUGAACAGGUUUGGUCAUAAAAUAUCGUUGAUAUUUUCAAAGACUUUUACGGCGAUACUAACAUUUUCAGCUGGUCUCUUGAUGUUACUUGCAGAGAAUAACAAGACAACUGAAAAAAUAUUUGUGACAUUAUAUCUAGUGUCCAUGCUGGGACUUAGUGCCGCCUUCAGCGGAAUCUAUAUAUACACACCUGAGCUUUAUCCUACACAAAUACGAAGUAUCGCAUUUGGUAUUCCCAUCACGCUCUCAAGAACGACAUGCUCUGUGGCGCCAUUUUUCAAACUUCUGACUUUGUAUAUUCCAUGGGCUUCCGGUUUUACAAUGGGCUCUGCAUGUUUAAUUUCCGCCGUAUUGGUUUGGCUAUUUUUACCAGAAACAAAAAAUAAAGUUUUAAUGCAAACCGUCGAAGAUGUCCAGAAAAUGAAAGCAGAAGAAAAAACGAUGAAAUUAUUUCGUACGAAAAGAAACACGUAAAUUUACCGCUGCUUUUACAAUGGGAGAUCGGUUUUAUUUAAAGCACGACCUUAUAUCUUUCCUCUUGGCGGUUCACAUAUGUUUGCCUCAAUACAAGUUACAGUCGUAAAUUCAAAUAGUCUAUUAUCUUAGAAGUUGUCGGUGAAAAGGAAAUUUUCUUGCAUGUGGUGAAUUCCUUGCUAAUAUAAAAUUGGCUUUUGGAAGAGAAUUAUAGAUCGGCAUGUAUAAUUUCACCACCACAAAAUGAAUGGAGCUACCUUAUAUAAUCGAAUUUGUCAAUUACUAGAGCACGUGUGAUGUUCUGC
This is a messenger RNA of Octopus sinensis (East Asian common octopus), 2174 nucleotides long. Its product is annotated as solute carrier family 22 member 7-like. Gene Ontology annotation, biological process: transmembrane transport. The coding region runs from base 112 to 1869 and encodes 585 amino acids. The transcript is spliced from 10 exons. The record is from RefSeq and is a predicted model, not a curated record. NCBI's taxonomy places the organism in Eukaryota, Metazoa, Mollusca, Cephalopoda, Octopoda, Octopodidae. Gene Ontology annotation, molecular function: transmembrane transporter activity.